Porites lobata is the source of this 11049-nucleotide messenger RNA. The record is from the annotation of a GenBank genome assembly. Lineage: Eukaryota; Metazoa; Cnidaria; Anthozoa; Scleractinia; Poritidae.
AGAGCUUCUGCCCAAGAAAGCACUGACAUAGAUAGAAGAGAAAUUCCAAACGCGUCCGCCAUUUUGGAGCAGCGUCUUGAAGAUAUUAAGUACGAUAAAAACGAAAGACCUGGGGCUAGAGGUACGUUUCUCACUGAAGUAAUUUUUCGAAUAACAUCAGGGGUAGAUACACGCCGAGGGGUUCUGUGGAUGCUCCCCUUGACUUCUCCCGGGAUACACUCCCCCUUCGUAUCCCACCGAAAUGUUCCCUCUUAACCUCAGUUACGUACUUUGAAUCUGAUGUAAACUUACCCCACCGACUCCUGUCAACAUCCCACACUUGCCCCUAAACUGUUAGCAACAAGUUUACUGAAUAGAGGAAACAUAUUGUCAUAUUGGCAGCAGACGUUCGAAAGGGAGGGAAAACAACAGGCCCGCUAGAACGCAAAGAAGGCGCGAGGUAGGUGGGAAGGCAGUGUGCGUCUUUUUCGUUCUCACUCGCCCGAUUUCCAUUUCCAUCUUUCUUUCAAACGCCUGCCACGCCACACUUCCCCAAUAUAGGAACAGAAAACACAAAAUGUGCGGAUAGUACAUAUGAGUUUAUAGAACUUCUUACUACAGCAAGCAUCACGGACGUAGCGAUACCCAGAGCACUAGACUUGAAAUUCCUUGGUUCAAAGCCCGAUCACCAAGAGCUGGAGUUUUAUUUAACUGCUGAGCCAAAAGUUUAAGAGUGAUUUUCUGUAAAAUUCGAACUUCGGCCUGACACGGUACCUCAUCGAUUUGGCUGAUUUUUGGCAUGUAGUCUUAGAAUGGUGUCCUAAAUACUGAAUGCAUAUUCUAAGGUUCGAAUUCUCGUUGGUUUCCAAGAUACAGGAAUGACAGUUUUGACGAGGCCUCGAGUGGCCGCCAUGUUGGUGAACUGAAGGAGAUUUACAGUAAUUAAUUCUAGCCUUAUCAUUAAAAUAACUUAAUCGUGACUCAUACAGUUGCAAAGAACUAUCCUUCCUCCUUUCAUUUACCUACUCUUAUCUGAAAAUGGUUAAGCCUGAGCUACGAACGGCUAUAACUUCUCACAGCACUUUUUCGGUACUUAAACGGUACACAAAUUUGGUAGAAAUUGGAAGGCCAAUAUCACCCAUGCCACAUCGAUUUAGACUAAGCCAUUUUAACUAAACAUAGUUUGUUUAUAGCUAAGUUAGAUUGUUGAAUAAAAUAAUUGGGCAAAUGCAACGGAACAGAGAUAUGAUUGCAUGAACGCGCAUUGGUUCAGCCACUUGGCCGCUAAAACUUCAAAACAAAAUUCGGUGAAUAUUUGAAAAGAAAAUUCUUUAAAAAUUGAUCGUGCCUCUUAAACCCUAUCUAUCGCUUAAAAAACCCUCCCUUGUAAUGUAAACAGAUGAUCUUUCGAUUCUGAUCUUGCGAAGAGCUUGAAAUAUGCGCUAAAAUAAAAAUUAUAAAUUUUGUUACACACGGUACUAGCUCAAGUUCGCUCUUCGAUUUCCCAGACCAAUCGGGAGCCGCUCGUGUACUGCACAGUUACAAUUUUCUCUGUAGUAUUUCGCUGUAUACAGCUACAAAUUACAUAUUUUCUUAGGCAAAGAUAACGCAAACGUUGUCAAUUUUAAUCAAAAGGCUAGAAAAACCAACCGUGCACUGUAGCUUUAUGCAAAUUGUAUGGUAUUCGAUAAUUACACGUGUAAACAGGAACCUACCUUUGCUAAUGUACACUGUAUGGCAGAUCUUUCCAGCGUAAGAUAUAAAACUAGUACAUGAAAUGAAAUUAAAGAACUCAUCAAGUCAAAUUACCUGAUCGUACCUUCAUUACUGAAUAAUAAGUCCGCAAAAUAUGACAUGGAAUGAUCGGUGGGAGACGAAGCUAUUUUUAGGAGGACAAGGAACUGCACGCUGGAACGGAACUGAAAUGAACAACCUCAAUCAAGUUCAGUCUUCUUGACGCUAUUAAACGUUUCACCCGAAUUUGAACAGGAAGUUGUUUUCUAUUUUCUUUCUCAUUCUUGCAUGUAUUCUGCAGUUCGCCCACUAUUUUUUCGUAACUUUUAAUUUUCUAGCUAACUGGAACUGUUAAGAACUACCAACCCCCCCUCCCCCCUCCCCCUCAUUGAGUGAACUUUCAUUCGGUCUGAUCUACAAUAAUUUUCGAACGGUGACAAAGUGAUAUUUGAAAUGACAUUUUAUUUAGUAUUUUUAAAAGCUCCUUCUUUUUUUCCCGAUAGCCAGGAAUGUUUUGAACGUAAAUUAAAGGCUCAAGUGGCGGUGUUUUUCACGACUCUGCUUGUAGACUGACCUCACCACCAGUGCCACGGACAUAAAAUCUGAUCGGAGAGGGUCAUACAGUAACUGAUGGGUCUCUGAAAAGCGAAAUGCAGUCACUUGGGGCGAGUAGGCUAUAUAGAUGAUGAACUCAUUGUUUAUAACCCCAUAACCGUAUCCCAAAAGUCGAGCCAGCCCGGGGCGAGCGAACACAAUUUUGGGGCCACUGGCCACGCCCUUUUGUUUAGCGGGAAAUUGGUUGAUUAGUCAAAUCUCCUUAACUCUACGACCAUGCACCUUUCCAAAUACAGCCCUUCUUAUCAUCAUAUAGUUAGGGCCUCCCGUAAGCAUUUGCAACUAUUUUGAUUUGUAGAAGACUGUUUAACAGUUUUCAUUACUUUAAUGUCUCGUAAACAACACGAGGUACAUGUUCUGAUCUCUCCCCCACCCCUUCCCCCAUCCAUAACAAAAAUUUUCAGACCAACACUGAAUUGCAUGAAGGUAUGUACACAAAAAUAUGACCAUCUCGAGGCAAGGUUCAUCACUGUAACUUACCACAUAAAAGCCUUUUCGUUGUUUGCCAUCGACUGAUUCUGUUCUGAAUACUAAGGUCCCAUAAACAACGCCACGUUUAGAAAGAGCCCGCCCUUUUCAAUCCAAGAAAACCCAAGUAGCGAUUUCACCAACGGACAUAAGCCGUAAGAAAAGGACCGCGUCAAAUAGUUCAUGAAAUUACAAACGCCUCAUGACACCUUUAAUUCACUCUUUCUUCGAUAAACUAAUUUUUAAUUUUUUAAGCAUAAAUGACAUCAGAAUGCGCGAUUAUGAGCAUUGUAGCUCAUGAAAAGAAAAUUUAACACCUGAUGCACAUGAAAGCGUCUAAGAAGGGAACUAGGGGGAAUUAGGAACAUUGUGCUUACCGCUGGAAAAAUAUUGGCUAGUUCUUUGAAUAGACUCAAUUAAAGCCGUUUUUGUUCAGUGAGGAGCUGUUAGAUGGGGGGAAAGCUACAUAAAGUAGAUCGCAUCAGAAUACGGCAUAGGACUAGGCUCUCAAAAUCGAUAAGCUGAAUGCAAGACCAAUUAUUAUGUAAAACAGAGAAAAAUUCCUUGAGGGAAAAAAAUUAUGGCUAGGGAAAAGACCCGAAGGUGGAAAGUUAGGAUGGUAGCUUCUUUUCAGGUAAUCGAUCAUUUACGUUAACUUCCGCUAUCCGACGGGCAUAUCGGAAAGACUGAAUGGAUGAGAGUAUAACACAUUCAAGAAGAAACAAAUUUGUGAUUUUUCACAACUCAAUAAAAUAACUAAAAUUGUGUACUACUCGGUUAUAAAAGAUUUUUGUUUUCAAUUUCAGAUUUUUACGAUGGGGCAUUAGCCCCGUACUCACUAGACACUACUUUACAAUUAUAGUGUUAAAAUCAGUGAAAUACUCCAAAACAAUUUGGAUUCCUACCCUUAUACCUUGAUUAAAAAUUAAAGUUGGGAAGUUUGUUGUUUUCUAAAAGUAGUUUGAACAGCCGAACGAAAUUUUUUUACACGGAGUGGGGAAGGCAAAGCUUCACUUAUCUCUUCUAAGGUAGAAAGUGUCAGCAAAACGUGAGAGUCGUCCUUGAGGGUAAAGUGUCUAACCUAAUUUUCUCACCGAUUGCAAGUGCCAUUUCAUCCACGCAAAACCUCACCUAAUUAACAGAAUUAGCAAGUGUAGUGGGCAAACGUUGCGAGAGAACUGAGUAAGAUGUUAGGGUAAGUUUUGGAAAUUUUCCGCACACCUGGAAAGUCCUGGCUACGCUCCUGAUAGAGACUUUUGCUGGAGAGAAAUUGAAACAUGUUCGCUAAUAUAGUGACGACCAGAAAGGACAAGCCAUAGGAUAGUUCCAGAAAACCACCCAUUAAAAUAGAUCACGAAGUUGUCGCGCGCGGAGGAUGAACUUGAAGGCAUCUGAUGAAUUGCAAUUUUUCAAGGGAGCCCAGACAAGAUUAUGUACGAUGGGCACAGCUUGUUUGAUCUGGAAAAUUUAGAGAAGCUCAACGCAAAUCGCUAGACAACACAUGCUAGAGCUGAACUAAAAAUCUUUUGCGCCUUUGAACUCUGUCCCUAAGGGUAAAGGAGAAAGUUUCCCUUUAUCAAUGCAUUAACCGAGUUGAUUAUGAAUGUCUCCUUAUGUUGGACGUCUUACUAACAAGCACAUCACCACUACUUGCCCUCAGAGGCGUUUUUCAUUUGACGAGCAGAGAAAAUUAGGUUUUGACUGUUUGAAAUUCUGGAUGCCAGAUUGAAGACGCCUUUUGUAUGAUGACGUCAUCGUCCUACAGUGAAAAGCGUUCGUUUUUUACCACUGAUAUUGUACGUCAAUCGGUACACUUUUGUUGUCGAAAGGUCCGUGAGCAUGGUAAAUGAUUUUACCUUAAACUGCAGACACAUCUUCAAUCACUCCUUAUUGUUCGCGAUAUCGGAUAAACACUCUGGUCUCUAACUGAAUUUUCUUUGCUGUUUACUUUAUUUUGAAUUAGGACUGUCUUGAGUUGUCCAUGCAUUGUCUAGCGAUUUUAAGCUUUUUCAAGGAAACAAAAAUCUGGAAUUGUCCCUAGGGUGAGGCAUUUGCGCACAGUUUUAAAGCCCUUCGGUGGGGUGACUGUGGUUUUUGCUGUCCCGGGCUCAUCCCUCAUUCUUCUUAACCCCUUCCAAACCAAUUUUUCUGUUUUUCAAGAAUCUCCUCAAAACGGGCUUCGUGAUUGAGACAAAAUACCUGAAAAUUGUACACGGAACCGGUGUUAACGGUGUACAAGGUAGAAUGAGUCUAUUCAUUACUUUGCCAACGCCCAAUUUUUAAAACCGGAAGUAAUGAUGUUUAUUUCAAGGGGUCAUGUCUCAUGAGUUUUGAGUAAAUCUUCAAACACUAAACACAUGUAGCUGGAACUAUCAUCGCAUCGAUCCUCGCUCACUAAUAAUGAUAACUUAUAUCAACUGCCAUUAUUUAUUGCCUGGCUAAGAUUUUCACGGAUUCUUCAGUUCAGUUGUUUGAAACCGGGCGGUUUCACGUGAGUUGUAACGCCAGGCAAGGAACGUGACGACCCGCGAUAUGCGUGGGAAAAUAUUCUUUUUUUCGAUCAAGGUGGAAACUGGCAACUUUGUCGUCGAGUAAGGUAAUACAUCUCAAUUUUCAUUACUAUGGUUAAUUUUAAAAGCUCUGGUUUCGGUAAAGGAACUGGAGGAAAAUCAGGAAAAUUCCAGUUCGACUGUGAUGGUUGAAUUUUGUUUACGCGUCAUAGCAUAAACAUAACAAAUUCAUUUUCCUUUUCCUUACACAAUCUGCCUUUUUUUGUACUGUUUUUCGCAGCAGAGUUAUCGAUUAUAUUACAGAGGCUUAUUUUAUUACACAGAUCACUCAGAUUUAAUGACAGAAACUCUAUUAUCGAUUGUAAUUUUGGCAACACCUGGCGAGUAUUCGGUGUACAGAUUAUUGACAAAGUCGCUAGAACAGUCUUCCAUUCAUUACUUUUGUUUCUGCUCCGUUAAAUUUGCCCAAUUUUUUUAUUAAUGAACUCGAUUUAACUACUAACAGUGAGUAUUCAGGCAGAUUGGCAAGCUUCAAUGCGAUGUGGCAAAAGAGAUAUACGCCUUUAAAAUUCUGUUAAUUUUGCGGGUGUAAAAAAUUCAAAAACUAUACCCACCAAAAGUUUAAUCGAUCGAUGCGAAAACGUUAUCAAUUUCGAAGUAGUUUCUAAAAAUACAAUAAAGAGGGAUUGUUCUUUCAAUCUGUAUUGGCAAAGGAAGAUUAGCUUUGAAGACAGGGUUGUAGUCGAAGGCUCAAAAGCGGCUUCUAUUAACCAAUAUGGCGCCGGUCCGAGGCACCCAAGAACCGGCCAUGUCGAUAAUUUCCGAAGUAGGAGGAAUUAGAACCUAAAGUUACCAAUUCCUUAUUAAAGACCUCAAAUCAAGUCUACAUGCCAAUUUUUAGCCAAUUCGGUGAGAUAGUGUGGCAGCGCCUUUUUAAUAUAGCUCGAAUCUUACAGACAACUGCUCUUAAAUCUCCGAUUCCAUGUGUAAGUAAUAGUCAUCUGCUACGGUACCCUGUGCCAGGUGGGAUUUGUCCGUGUAGUUUGAACCGUCUGCCUCUGAGGGUCUCCAUUGUUCCUCUUCAUUCGGUAUAAAACGACACCGUUAGAAAAGAGAACUUUUAAACCACUUGCCUCGAGAAAUUUAAGCAAGUCGCGGCGGCAAAGAAGAACUUUCAUAGUCGCAGUUAGAGAUUUAACAUUCUCUUGAUUAUUAGUUACCUCUUAGUGAUUCCUGGGUUACCUGUGGCUCCCGUGCGCUUUUUCAUUUUACCUAUGUUUUUUUGUGUCUUCCAGGCAAACCUGUUAAAGUAUACCUCAGCAUGGCUAUUCAGUCAUUUACAAAUAUAAAGGAAUCAAAUAUGGUGAGUCUACUUUGUGCGUUGAUUAUUACUUGUUGCAUAAAAUUUCGAGCAUGAUCAGUAGUAUUGACUUUAAAAAUGGAGUAAAACUUAAAAGUUUUACUACAUUUUUAUCGGUGGAAUCUCAUUAAUAUGAGGUGCCCUAACUCGUGUUAACGUAUCAGUGUGAUGGAAAUUGUUCUCUUUUUUGAAUGUUUGGUUUUUCUGUAAUUGGUCUAUCACGUCAAGAACCUACAGAGUCUUUUAAGACAACAUCAAUUGGCGAAAAUCUCUUGACUAAUGGUUUGUCGAUUUUGUUGCAGGAAUUUACAACGUCAAUGUAUUUGCGUCAAGAAUGGACGGAUAGGAGACUAGCACAUGGCUUAGAAGGCAGCCUACCAGUAAAAGGCAAAGAUACAGAGGAUAUAUGGCGACCGGAUACUUACUUUACAAAUAAUAAUGACUACAAGUUGUACGAGGAUAACCAACUGGCUCUUAUAUCUAAAUAUGGAAGCGUUUACUACAGUGCAAGGUAACGCACAGAUUCCGUAUAAAAGACAAGUUCACGCUUAUCAACUGUUUGAAACCAGGCUUUUUUUCAGUAAGCUAUAACUCAGACUGAUCAGUGAGCUCUUUUUUUUGGAAAAGGCAAUUACUAGCACGUCAGUCAUCGGAGCCCUUAUAUACAAACUUGAUGCAAUGCCAAAAAAAGCCGCUUUUUCGCUUCAGGCUUGGACCGUUUGUAGGUUAGGUGACUUAAACUAGCUAACUCAAUCUGUUUAAUUACAAUAACUUUGAACAACACAAAGCCAAUUGGGCAAAAAAGCUUUUGCUUCAAUUCGAACCUAAUUAGGUCCACAAAUCAGCCAAUGUCAUUUGCGUUCUAGCCACAAUUUCUAAACACUUUAAGAAACGAUUUAAGACACAAUUUUUGUACAGUUAAACAUUGACAUUUUUUACAGAAAAAAACCAAUGAAAGAAGUGACUUCUACGUAGGCAGAAAUAAACCUUGCUUAUCGCUGACCUUCUACGCAAAAGCGUCUGUUUCGAUGCGGAAUAAUCUAGAAAUCCUCUUGCUCUUUAUAUAGGCUUUUUGUUGUUGCAUCGUGUCGCAUGUACCUACACAAGUUUCCAAUGGACGUUCAGAAAUGCAGUAUAAUACUGGAAAGUUGUAAGUAUCAGGAGACAAUUUAGUUUUCUUACUAGCAUACGCCUCGUCCCAUGUAAGUCUUGGAUUCCAAGCUCUGGACUCCGGAUUCCAACAACUGGAUUCCGGAUCCAGUCGUUAAGGGGAUUCUGGAUUCCUUGAGCUGAAUUCCGGAUUUCAAAACCCAGGAUUCCAGAAUGCACAAGCAAAAAUUUCCUGGAUUCCGAAUAACCUUACUGGGGGCGAAUAUGCUACAAAUUUGGCCUUGUAUUUGUCGAACAUGGUAUAAAUUGCAUUCGGUGGAACGCUGUUCCCGCAGCUCUUCUUUUCAUCCAGCAUCUCUUUUCUUCUCUUGCUUGGGGGACGGGAAGCAGAGAGUCCCCGGAUGUGAGGUCUUUCCUCUCGUUUUUCACCCUCGUCUCCAAACUCCUCGGCGUUUUUCUCCAAGUUAUUUAUUUCCUUGGCCAUGCGAACAAUAGAAACCGCGAGAGAAUGUGCGAGAAUGUGCGCUGUGAACAUUCCAUUUACACGACUCGUUUUACCCCAACAACGAAAUCUUUCUCGAGUGAACAGAGUUUAAGAGUUUUUUUUAUCUUCUUAAGUCGCCUAUACAUUAGAUAUGGUGGAAUACCGCUGGAAGGAUCACGAGCCCGUUAAAAUCCUCGAUAUGGAACUUGCAGAGUUUGAUUUGACCAACACGGAGUACAGAACUGAAGAAAUCGAAUAUGUAGCGGGUAAGCUACUGUCAUUGCUGCACUGUAAACUUUGACCUUGACCUCCUUGGUCCUUUGGUAUAUUAUAACAAGAUUUUAACUGUUGGACCCUAAAUGGAUUUUAAUCUUUGGUAGUCAAUCUGGAGGGUGAAUCCAGAACAAUCAGAGAGAGGGGACCGACGUUUGGACAUAAAAAAACUCUUGGGAACAUCUGUGCCCAGAAAUUAAGGCUCUUGAAAACACACUUCAAGGCAGUUUUAACGAAAUUUUAGCCAAGAAAGGGGAGCGUGCACACCUCGCCCCACUGGGUAAACUUGAAGUCACUGACGGUAGAGUACACAGAGAGCCAGAAAAAGACCCAAACACUCGGUCUGGAGUAAGGGCAAGUCUAUUAAAACUGUGUUGCUUGCCAAUUUUCAGAAAGACCCAAUUAAACAAUAUCAUUGUUACAGAUAGUGUGCAUAGAAGGUUGGAAAAAAAUUCUGUUUCGGGUGUAGAGAGUUGAUCAGUAGUGUUUUACUGGAGUUGAACGGGGAAAGGAGAGAAAAAUUAAGCAAAUGCGCCUUUUAUUUUUAACUCACUUAGGUAAAUACCGAGACAUGAUCGUCACGUUCACAUUCAGCAGGAGAAUCGGUUAUUAUCUGAUCAAUUUCUAUGUACCUUGCAUAAUCAUGGUCAUAAUGAGCUGGAUCGUGUUCUGGACGGAUCGUAACAACAUCGGCGACCGAAUCGCCCUCGGAAUCACGACCGUGCUCACGAUUGUCUUCUUGCUCGGCUCGAGUAACAGUACAAUGCCACGAGUAAGCUACCCGAAGGCCAUCGACUGGUAUCUCAUUACUUCGUUCAUUUUCGUGUUCACGACGCUGAUAAUGUGCCUGCUGAUCUUCCGAUUUGACCGACAAGUGAGCAAGCGCCAAAAGCCUCCAAGAUCGGUCAGCUGUGAUACUCAUACAGAUGGAAUGCAGGUAAGUUCAUCAUAUCUCGAGGGUCCCCAAAAGUGUUCUUCGAUCCCUUAAUCCAGACCUAAAAGUUCGUGCAAUCCCGAAAUCCCGAGGGUUAUUUCCGGCAUUCUAACUCGCGCGUAUACUUUCAAUCCCGAAUAUUGCCCGAUUUUGCUUCAAAAUCCCGAAUCCUGAGCUUCAAAUAAGGGAAAUCCCGUAUCCCGAAAAACCUAUUGGGGACCCCCUAUCUCGUGUCUCGCAUAAAAGAGUUCAGGCUCCGGUUGUUGAAAAGUUGGAUAGUGCUAUCCACCGGUUAAAUUAUCAAGUAGACAAGUAUUAGGGAAACCAAUUGCGUUAUCCCCUGGAUAGUGAUUUUUCCAAUGGAUAUCGCUAUCCACCUUUUGAACAACUGAGGCCAGCAGUGUUGAGGUUAACUGAUCUUGAGAAAACGCCAUAACACACAACAAACGCACUGUGCUUUGGCUUAUUCAUGAAGUGACGUCAUCAGGAACCAAUCUCCCAGCGCGCGGUUAGGUUUGCCACAAGUGGCUUAAACGAAAAGGUGGGAAAAUAAGGAAAACAAUCGAGUACACAAACACUUUUUUAGCGAUUUUUUUUCAAAGGCGACCAAAUCAAUUAUCUGCUCAUGCUACUGUAAGUUUUUUAGCAAUAUGUUUGUUUCGUUUUGUGUUGUAGAAUUACAGUUGACUCCCGAUAACUCAAACCCUCGCUAACUCGAACUUUGCGCAAACUCGAAGCAAAAUCGAUUUCCCAUGGAUUUCCGUCAUACAUUUACUGUAAUUUUACCCUCGGUAACUUGAACCAUGUUUUGAGCCCUCAAAAAGUCGGGAAACAACAGUGUACCGGCGCCCGAAACAUUGAAUUUUGAAUUUCCCAUUGACGUGUUGUAGGCACAUCGUCUACUAAUAGAGGCUGAUGUUGUUUGUCACAAAUAUAACGUGAAACAUCUUUACUUCUGAAAAACUAAAACGCAUGCUCCAUUUAGACAAUGUUUUGUUACUUUACCUUCUGAUUUAUAAUCUAGAAGUAUCUUUCAAUGUUCACUCAACAUUUCUACAAUUAAAUGUGAUUAGAAUUUUCACUGUGCACUGCAGUAAAAACUGUUUUUUCAUCAUUCCCGGCUAUUUUCUUCGAGCUCCCGAUAACUCGAGGUUUCCCGAUAACUCGGUGUUUUCGGUUUCCCUUGAAGGUUCGAGUUAUCGGGAGUCAGUCGAAAGUAUAUUACAGGCUGCCAUUGCCCCCCUAAAAACAGCCAUCACACUGCGCAUGAGCAGAAUGCAGUUAUCUGAAGGUUAUCUCAAUUUUUUUUUCACAUCAGAUGAUCGAGGAACCGGAAACUCGCAGCCGUGCAUCUUACUAUGUUGCUGAUUCACAUGGGGCCGUGUAUCCCAUCGUCCGUAGCGUGUCGGGUCUCAAGUCAAAAAAUAUCUUGAAGCCAAGUUUUCUCAAGAGGAUUUGCGGCCUACCGAGUCACAUUACCAAAGAUACCCUGGGAAUAGCGUUAAACAACUUCUGUAGAGUAUUAUUUCCUUUAGCGUUUUUGCUGUUUAAUCUGAUAUACUGGUUAGUUAUAGCUACAUAG